Babesia sp. Xinjiang is the source of this 1485-nucleotide messenger RNA. RefSeq names its product RuvB-like protein 1. The transcript has 7 exons. Gene Ontology annotation, biological process: chromatin remodeling; regulation of transcription by RNA polymerase II; box C/D snoRNP assembly. Gene Ontology annotation, molecular function: DNA helicase activity; ATP binding; ATP hydrolysis activity. Bases 1 to 1485 code for a protein of 494 amino acids. Gene Ontology annotation, cellular component: NuA4 histone acetyltransferase complex; Swr1 complex; Ino80 complex. NCBI's taxonomy places the organism in Eukaryota, Apicomplexa, Aconoidasida, Piroplasmida, Babesiidae. The record is from RefSeq and is a predicted model, not a curated record.
AUGGCUGAUUUGGGCGUUGUUAAAGAUUGCGUUCCAAAUCUUGACACUGUCAAGUCUGAAUUACCGUCUGUUAAGUCGUUCCGUGAGAAGAUCUCCGUCCACAGUCAUAUUAAGGGUCUUGGUGUGAAUCCUUCCAUUUUCAACGUGGACACAUCGCUAAUAACAACUCCUGGGGAUGUAACUGAUAAGACAUGGCAGUCUUAUAUAGAUUGUUUCGAUAUUGGCUGUGGAUUGGUUGGCCAAUACCGUGCUCGUGAGGCAGCUCAGCUUGCUGUUGAUAUGAUAAAGUGUAAGAAGAUGGCAGGAAGGGCCCUUUUGCUUGCGGGCCCUAGUGGAAGUGGCAAGACCGCUCUUGCCAUGGCCAUAGCUCGAGAGUUGAACACAUCGGCGCCUUUUACUGUCCUUUCUAGUACCGAAGUUUUCAGUAGCGAGGUUAAGAAGACUGAGGUUUUGAACGAGGCAUUUCGGAAGUCAAUCCAUAUAAUCUUGAAGGAGGAGAAACAGGUGUACGAGGGUGAAGUGACCGAGUUGGUUGCUGAGGAGACUGAGAAUCCUAGUGGCGGUUUUGCAAAAUGCAUCAGUGCCGUGAUCAUUACCCUUAAAACUGUCAAGGGUACCAAGACAUUGAGACUGGCGCCACAGAUCCAUGACCAACUUGUUAAAGAGAAGGUCACUAUAGGAGAUGUGAUUUAUAUUGAUGCCACGACAGGUCAAGUGCGACGUUGCGGUCGCUGUGACAACUACGCUACUGAAUUUGACCUUGAGGUUGAGGAAUACGUCCCGCUUCCAAAAGGGGAGGUGUAUAAGCAUAAGCAAUGCGUCCAGGAAUUAUCGCUGAACGACCUUGAUAUGGCCAAUGCUCAGCCAACGGGUGGUAGCGAUGUGUUAUCUAUGAUGAACCAAUAUCUUCGUCCUAAGAAGACUGAGAUUACUGAGAAAUUGAGGUUAGAGGUUAACAAGGCUGUUAAUCGUUAUACCGACAUGGGUGUUGCUGAGGUUGUUCCUGGUGUGCUUUAUAUCGACGAGGUCCACAUGUUCGAUAUCGAGUGUUUCACUUACUUGACAAAAAUGUUGGAAUCUCCAUUGUCUCCAGUAGUGAUAUUAUCUACAAAUCGUGGUGUCUGUACCGUCCGGGGUACUGAGUCCAUCGAGCCACACGGUAUCCCUGUUGAUUUGCUCGACAGGUUGAUGAUCAUCAAAACCCUUCCUUACACCAUUGAGGAGAUGGUCCAAGUGUUGCGUAUACGGGCGAAGGCUGAGAACGUGCCACUGAGUGACGAUGCUCUUCUUCGUUUAGGUGAAAUCGGUGCUAAUACUAGUCUGCGCUAUUGUAUGCAACUACUCGCUCCCGCCAAUAUUUUAAGAGAGCUCGAACAGUCUGUCGUCCUCGAGAGGCGGUUCAUCGACGACGCCGAUUCGCUAUUCAUGGACUGUAAGGUCUCAGCACAAAGGAUAGCGAGACAAGCUCACAUGUUCGUAUCUUAA